This is a messenger RNA of Penaeus monodon (black tiger shrimp), 3182 nucleotides long. Its product is annotated as transmembrane protein 208-like. Gene Ontology annotation, cellular component: intracellular membrane-bounded organelle. The record is from RefSeq and is a predicted model, not a curated record. Lineage: Eukaryota; Metazoa; Arthropoda; Malacostraca; Decapoda; Penaeidae. Gene Ontology annotation, biological process: vacuolar protein processing.
UCACUUCUAAAAAUAUAAUAUCGAAUUUGGCGGGCGCUCCUUGUCGAAAUACACCGAGUCUUCAUAUCGUAUUUAAUUCACAGAAAUAACAAGUCCUUUGAAAACUCCGGAGUCGGCAAGAUGGUGGUCCAAAGAGGAAAGCAAGGCACAAAGGGCCAAAAACAGAUCAUUCAGGAGAACACAGAUACCCUGAAUUUCUACCGGAACAUGAUCCUUGGUACUGCUGGCAUCUACUUUGGUAUCGGAAUGCUGUUCUUCUCUGAGUUCCCUACUCUUGACCUGAUAUUGCUUGGAGUGGCAGGUGUUGUGUUUACAGGAAGUUACCGCUUUAUGGCAUCCAUGGCGUUUGUCAAGAAAGAUCAGUCUGGUGCUAUUCUUGAUGAAGGCUGUGACUUGAACAUAGAGGGUGGAAUUGCAGAGCAUGUGAAAGACCUCAUAAUCUUAACGUCCGGUGUAUGUUUACUCAGUACCAUUUCUCCAUACUUCUGGUUGCUAUGGCUGCUGGCUCCUUGCAGAGGUAUGCAGAUGCUGUGGACAAAUAUCCUUGGCCCAUGGUUCUUCCAGCCAGCUCCUGAAGAACCACAAGACAAGAACCUUGAGAAAAAACAGAGGAGAUUAGAGAGAAAGAUGAAAUACCGUUAAGCUUCAGCUUUGUUUCUCUUAUUUCUGUUUGAAGAUUUGUUGUUGUUGUUUUUUUUGUUUUUUGUUUUUUUGCAAUUUUAUAAAUUGCACACUACAAUUAAUUUAUUUUUAUAGAGUAAUAGGGAAUUUUAAAGUAGGUUUCCCUCUGAAUUGAUAUUUGAUAAGUUGUACGAUAACAAAUUGUAGAGUGCGUAGGGAUUGGUUCAUUGUUAGCAGAUUAUUUCUGUUUUAAUUAUUUUUGUAUUCCUGUCAACUGUUUCUGUUUGCAUCGGUAAUAUUUAUAUUAGAUUAAAAAACAUAUUGAAGGUACACAAAUCCUUAUGCAGUAUACCCACCUACUUUGCAUCUUUGUAGUGUAUGAGCACCUCUAGGGAAAAGAUACAUAUAGAUUUUUUUGAUAUUUCAUGACUUACAUGUGAAUUUGCUUUGAACCUCUUAAUCUGCUGUUUCCUAUUUUUUUCAUAGCAGUUCAAUAAAGAAAUCAGAAGAAAUCACCAGUCCUUUAUAUGUUUCUUUUUAUUUACCUGUUGCUGUUUAAUUUGAUACUGUACCUGAGCAUUACUAGGAGUAUGUUUUUUUUUUUUUUUUUUUUAUAAAUGACUGUGGCAAAAAUAUGAUACAUAACACCAACUCACAGCCUUGCUUCACAAUCAUGUUUUUGACAUGUUUGCAUUCUCCCAUUGUUGGCCCACUCAAACCCUCACAUCACAGUCCUGUUUCUCUCCGUUCUUGCAGAUAUAGUUGGGAAAUAUUGGAGAAGGAAAUGUGAGAGUUGAUCCAGAUAUCAAAUAUUUUGCCUGUACAACAUGUAUUUCAAUAUCUUAUACUUUGUGGAUUCUCUUGUGUGCUGUGGGAUGUUGGCCAUAUUCUCACAAAGUAGGUGGGCCUGCCGUACCUUUCUAAUGACACUUUCAAUUCGAAGUAACAUGGCUGUGUUUGUGUUUGUUUUUUGGUUUUUUUUCUGAGUUUGCUUAUUCUUUAUGAGUAGAUCCUCAGGUCAUUUACCCAAGAAACUCUUAAGUUUGUUGGGUUUAGUAUCAGAUUUGUCUCUGCAUAAAGUAAGAUACAAACCAAUAUGGGUUUUUUGUCAUAUUUGUUAAUUAUAAAUUUAUUGGUUUGGCUUUAGCAUAUGUUCCAAAUGAAUAUUGCUCUUUAUUGUUUUGAAGAUGAGUUCAGGUGCAAACAGUUUCAUUCAUCCUUUGUUAUAAUGAUGUCCUGAUGUUAUUUAUAUUUUCUGUCAGUUGAACUAGAAGUAAAGAUAUUCUCAUUUACAUGAAUAUGUACGUACAGUAUCCAUUGUGCUUAGCACAUUCAUUAAGUGUAUGUAAUAUAGAGUUAGAGAAAAAAGAAUUUUGCAUCACUGAAGUCAAAAUACAAUGAAGGUCUGUUUGGAAUGAGUUUCAUUAUUUACUCUAUUUGUUGGUGGAUCAUUCUGAGCUAAGGCUAGUGAUAAAAUUACAUGGGUGUAGAGGUUAGCAUAAUACCACAUUAAAUGAUAUGAAAAUUGAACUGGACUGGACACAAUAAUAAGCAUAAUUAGGAUAUGUGGCACCAUGAAGCAGAUGAUAUAUCACCUCUAUUAUGUCUACAUAGGAAUAUUGUAUACAUAUCCUUUUUUUAAAUGGCUGUGCUUUAUAAAAAGCAUGAAAUCUUUUAACCUAUAUAAAAUGGGUAAUAUACUAUAAAAGUAAUUUUCUUUCAUAUUUUCACCAUGUAAUACUGGGGAAACACACAUUGCUGAGUGAGAGGAUUGCAUGAGGUUAUAACAUUGUGGGUCUAACAGAAUCAUGUUUUAAUGCUUCCAGUGAAAGAUGAAAUUUUGUGAAGAACAAUUUUGUAAACAACGGCUUGUUAUUAACAUUGCUAUCCUUGAAGGGUUUUGCACAUCCAAAGUCCACUUUUCUAUAGAUUGCCUACAGGUGUCUAGCUGCAUGUGUAAGUUUGUAGUGGAGAGAGUGUAUCAUGUGGUGAAUAUUUUACUACUGAGAGAAAAUGCAUAAGAUAUAUAUGUAGGUGUCCUUCAGUACAUCACUGUAUUCAUUCUUGUUUUAGGAUUAUUAAUGACUUACUGUUGUGGUAGGUAGAAUCUACCUAACUUUAUUUGCUCAACUUCUCCAUCCCACUUAUUUCAGAACAAUAUCUCACUCAUAAUAUCCUACAUCAGUCCAUGAGAAUCACUCCUCAUAAGCAGCAUUAGCAGAAAGUAAAUCAUUAGGUAGUCGAGAUCAUGUUAAUUAAAAUUUCAUACUUGGAUGUUGUAACUAUGACAUUCGACUGUUGUAGAUAUGAUAGUGCCACUGAUGAGUUGAUCUGUUAGCAUUAAAUGUUUGUGAUUUCAUAGAAAUAGUCUGGAUACUAGACCCAAUUGGUUGGUGUAAUGUAAAAUUGUCAUAGCUUGCAGAUUCUGUGCUAAAUGUAAGCAUGUGUAUUUGUUAUCCCUGUGGAGAUGAGUGUUCUGUAUACAGGGUUUCUGCACUAGACCGUUUCUGCAGUAUACUCUCCCAAGUUCAUUAUUGUGAUUAAAAUGUAAAUCAUCUGAA